AACUAAUAGUAAUAGCUCUAUGCAGGCAUGCAGCAUGCAGCGUGUUCACUGCCCUUUAAAGAAUAAAUAAGUCCUGUGAGAAAACUGUGACUGCUCUUAUCCUACAAACUUGGUUCCACAUUUUACCUCUAACCUCUGGUUUGGACAAUGAAUAGUAGAGACAUGUCCACUGCUCAGGUCCUUUUCAAUGCCCACCAUUGGCUUCAAAGUUCAAGCCUUUCAUUUUCUUGCCCCAUACAUAUUUUCAGAUUCGCUGCAUGCCACUUUCUUGCACUUGUCCUGUUAAAGAGUCCACCAUGGCUAUUUAAUAUUUAAAGGCUGAGAUCAUUUUGCGGGUUUUAGUUUAAAGGUAACCAUAGCACACACACACACAUUUAUUAUUAAUAGCAGAGACACACUGUAAGUCCUUGGGAAUCUUCUUUCCUUUUGAUGUUAGUUUCACAGGAGUGCUGCCAUCACUAGAAUUGGCUCUGAUAUUGCUAUCUGGCAAGUGGACUAGUGCAGUAACAACGGGUCCAGAAUGCUGUAAACUGUUCAUAUGGGUGGAGGUGACCAUGCUUAAAAGGGAGAUGAAGCCAGAAAGUGACAGGCCACGGAAAGUCCGGUUUCGGAUCGCGUCCUCUCACAGUGGGCGAGUUCUGAAGGAAGUGUAUGAAGAUGGGCAACCGUCAGGCUCUCUGGAUUCUGAAUGUGCCAGUAUCUGUGGGAUAGAUGGACUAGGUGAUUCCGAUGGACAGCAGAAUGGCCACAUAGAGUCAGAAGGUGAUGAGAAUGAGAAUGACCAGGAUAGCUUGCUGGUGUUAGCAAGGGCUGCCAGUGAGAAGGGUUUUGGUACAAGAAGAGUCAACAUUUUAAGCAAAAAUGGCACAGUCAGAGGCGUCAAAUACAAAGUGAGUGCUGGCCAGGCUCUAUUUAACAAUUUGACCAAAGUAUUACAGCAACCAUCAACUGAUCUAGAAUUUGACCGUGUAGUGAUUUAUACCACCUGCCUUCGUGUGGUCCGGACAACCUUUGAAAGAUGUGAACUGGUUAGAAAGAUUUUCCAAAACCAUCGCGUAAAAUUUGAAGAGAAAAACAUAGCCCUGAAUGGUGAAUAUGGAAAAGAGUUAGACGAACGAUGCCGACGAGUUUCUGAAGCUCCUUCCCUCCCUGUUGUGUUCAUUGAUGGCCAUUACCUUGGGGGUGCUGAGAAAAUUUUGUCAAUGAAUGAAUCAGGAGAACUGCAAGACAUCCUAACCAAAAUUGAGAGAGUACAGCAUCCACAUGAGUGUCCCUCUUGUGGAGGCUUUGGCUUUCUUCCAUGCUCCGUGUGCCAUGGGAGCAAGAUGUCCAUGUUUCGAAACUGCUUCACAGACUCUUUCAAAGCCCUGAAGUGUACGGCUUGCAAUGAAAAUGGUCUUCAGCGUUGUAAGAACUGUGCUGGUUAAUUGGAGCUUCUACCCAGGAAAAACCUCAUUUUAUUAAUCAAAGGCAAUACUUUGGUUUAUAUAUAUAUUUUUAAAUGGUUAUGUUUAUGGAUUAAUCAAUAAACUUUGUUUAUUAUAA
This is a messenger RNA of Homo sapiens (human), 1545 nucleotides long. RefSeq names its product glutaredoxin and cysteine rich domain containing 1 (gene GRXCR1). The coding region runs from base 555 to 1427 and encodes 290 amino acids. Gene Ontology annotation, cellular component: stereocilium; microvillus; kinocilium. Gene Ontology annotation, biological process: vestibular receptor cell development; inner ear receptor cell development; inner ear receptor cell stereocilium organization. NCBI's taxonomy places the organism in Eukaryota, Metazoa, Chordata, Mammalia, Primates, Hominidae. The transcript has 4 exons. The record is from RefSeq and is marked reviewed.